Molecule: messenger RNA, 664 nt
Organism: Trifolium pratense (red clover)
Lineage: Eukaryota; Viridiplantae; Streptophyta; Magnoliopsida; Fabales; Fabaceae
Product: protein FORGETTER 1-like
Exons: 4
Coding region: 58-342 (94 amino acids)
Biological process (GO): regulation of DNA-templated transcription
Cellular component (GO): nucleus
Molecular function (GO): histone binding; chromatin DNA binding
Source: RefSeq, a predicted model, not a curated record
UAACAUACAUAGUUUACUGAUAUAAUAUUAUAAUUUACGUAUAAGUUGGCGAAUACCAUGCUGAAAGAGAAACAGAAAGCUGAGUUUGGUUCAUCUGGAGAUGGCUUCUACAAGUCCAACAGUGAGUUUAUGGGAAAACGCCAUGUUAUUUUAGCAUUUGAAAGUUCUGCUUCAGCUAUGUAUAAGAUAGUUCGUCCCACCACCGGAGAAUCACCUCGGGAUAUGCAUCUGGCAGAAUUAACUAAGAAAUAUUCAAAAGUUUCAUCUUUAGAAGCAGCCCAAAUAAGUUGGGAACACGAGUAUGAAAUUUCAUCUAAACAGGGUUACUUGAUUAGUCAUUGACUUGCUGUGCUAGCUGUGGCGGUGGAGAAACCACCGUGAGGCAACCGAGCUCCACCAUGAAAGAAUUUCAGCAAUCAACGGAUCUUGAACGAGCACACUCUUUCUUCCAAAGCAACAUCUACAUUGAUUUUGAAGAAGUUCCCUGGCCUCACUCUGACCUGAAGAAGACGUAACAGUUGAAGAACAAACAUAAUCAAACCUCUUGGUAAGUAUUCACUCAAUCAAUUCAUCGAUCACUUUCUCUAACAGUCGCAAUAAGAAUAUGUGGUGAUUUGAUGGAAUUUUUUGUAGAAUUACCCUGUGAUUUGUAAGACAUACAUGC